This is a messenger RNA of Cuscuta campestris, 1985 nucleotides long. NCBI's taxonomy places the organism in Eukaryota, Viridiplantae, Streptophyta, Magnoliopsida, Solanales, Convolvulaceae. The record is from the annotation of a GenBank genome assembly.
AGAGACAGGCAUCUUAUUAUGUUUUCUCUCACUUUCAAAUAAUUUUAGCUUCCACAUUUCUUCUUAUUCUCUCUCUCCUUUCCCUUCUUAUUCCUCCUCCUCCCCCUCCGCUGGUUCUGGCUGAGUGGCGGUCGGCGGCCGUUCAAAAAUGAACAAGAGAACCAUUAAAAACGGUGUAAUAAUGAUGGAGAGAGGGGACCCACGCGGCGGCGACUCCGUCCCUGCUGCGGCGGCGGCGGCGGCCUUGUUCUCAUCCACCGAUCAUCUCUCUUCACAGUUCCCUAAGCAAACCAAAGUUUUUAUGCCAUCAUCGUCUCAAAACCCUCCCUACAGGGGGAUCAAGAAGAUGGCAAACAAGGUCUCCAACUUCUCCCAUCUCAUACAGAGGUUCACCUCCUCCUGCCUCCUCCAACCAUUCCAAGUUGACCAGCUCUCUCUCGGCCGCGACGGAGUUGACUCCGACGAUGACCUGGACGAUGACGGCGACGAAUACGACGACCAAGAAGAUCAAGACCGGAAUCUCUGCUGGGAGAACGGCGGCGGCAGGGAGUCGUCGAGAACAGAGAGGGUGAUCGAGAUGGAGAUGAUCAUGGGGGAGGUCUUCGACGCCGUCCUGGCGAUGAAGAGCGCCUACGUUAGCCUCCAGGAGGCGCACUGCCCUUGGGAUGCCGACAAGAUGAGCGUCGCCAACGUGGCCGUGGUGUCGGAGCUCCGGCGGCUGGCGAACCUCAGGGAUAGGUUUUGGCGGGUCGCCGGCGGCGGAAAGGGCCGCUGCAGAGUCGGGGCGGCGACGCUGAGGGAGGUGGUCGCUCCGUACGAGACGGCGGUGGACGAACUGAGGGGAAAGCUGAAGGCUAAAGAUGCAGAGCUUGGAAUUCUGAAGGAGAAGCUCAAAACGACGGCGUCUCAUGCCAGCUGCGGAAGGAAAGUUACUAGCAAGUCCAAACGGAAAGUCAGCUGCACCACUCAAACGCAAGUUACGAUGUCGCCGGCGCCGGAUCUUUUCGAGAGCACGAUGAGCUUGGUCAAACAAGCGUCGAAAUCCUUCACGGGUUCGCUUCUCUCCCUGAUGAGGUCGGCGAACUGGGACAUCACGGCGGCGGUGAGAUCCAUCGAAGCGGCGUACUCCGCCGCGGUGCCGACCGCCGUCACGGCGGUGGACUCGAUAGUCGGGACAAAUCACGCGAAGUACGCCCUGGAAUCGUACGUGAACCGGAAGAUGUUCCAGUUCUUCGACAAUGAGACGUUCAACAUGGACGGCGGCGGCGGCGGCCGGUUCAGCACCGUCUUCCACCCGGACCAGCACCGCCGGGACUGUUUCUCGCAGUACCGGGACAUGAGCGGUCUGAACCCGGUCGACCUUUUGGGAGUCCUCCCGACCUGCAAUUUCGGGAAUUUCUGCUUCAAAAAGUACUUAUCACUAGUGCACCCAAAGAUGGAGGAGUCGUUGUUCGGAGACUUGGAGCAGCGGCGGGAGGUUCUCGCCGGAAAGCACCCGAGGAGUCAAUUCUACGGCGAGUUUGUGGGGCUGGCCAAGGCGGUUUGGCUGCUGCACUUGCUGGCGUUUUCACUCGAACCGCCGCCGAGUCACUUCGAGGCGAACCGGGGAUCCAAGUACCACGCGCAGUACAUGGAGAGCGUGGUCAAGUGCUCAAGUGGGCUCGGAGGGAGACUUGGAAUGGGCCUCGUUGUUGGGUUUCCGGUUAGCCCGGGGUUUAAGCUUGCUAAUGGGUCUGUUGUUAAGACCCGAGUUUAUCUUCUUCCCAAUUAUGAGCUUUAAGUUUGUGGGCUUAUUUCUUGCAGUGUUUCAUCAUAUGUUAAUAAACCAAUAAAUGUGUUUCUAUAUUUCAAAAAAAAUUAUAAAUAAAUGUGGUUUGCAAAAUGAAAUGCAUGUUGUAAUUACAUUAAUAUGUAAUAUUCUCUCUAUUUUUUAAUUUCUUUUUGGUUUGAUUUGGGAUGAUUUUUAAUAAAGUACUUUGUAUAAU